Condylostylus longicornis is the source of this 2096-nucleotide messenger RNA. RefSeq names its product serine/threonine-protein kinase tricornered (gene trc). The coding region runs from base 371 to 1759 and encodes 462 amino acids. Gene Ontology annotation, molecular function: protein serine/threonine kinase activity; ATP binding. The transcript has 5 exons. Lineage: Eukaryota; Metazoa; Arthropoda; Insecta; Diptera; Dolichopodidae. Gene Ontology annotation, biological process: intracellular signal transduction; peptidyl-serine phosphorylation. The record is from RefSeq and is a predicted model, not a curated record.
AAUUAAAAUCGUAUGACGUUAGAAAAACAAAAGAGGAAGGACAAAAACUAUUAAAUUAUUGUCAAAUAUUUUCAUAUGAAAAUCGAUCAAAUAUUAGGAUUUUAAAUUUUAUAAAAUAUCAAAUCUCGGCAUUCGAAAAAAAAAUAAAUUAUUAUAAUUUCUUAUCGCUGAUACAAAAUUUCAUCUGUCCAGAUGAUAUUACUUUUGUAAACUUAGGUAGAUUCCUCACACAAAGAAACGAAAGAAAAAAAAGAGGGCAAAAUUUGGAAUACAAACCAAUAUAGCUUUAGAAUUUUAGAAUUCAUUCUCUCCAAGUAAGAAUCACUAUCGUCUCGUUUUACAAAAUAGCAGGGUGGGCUAAGUGAUUUUCAUGGAGAAAAUGACUACAGCAGAAAAUACAAUACGCUUUAGUGAUCAUACAUUAGACAAAGCAACUAAAGCCAAGGUAACUCUCGAAAAUUAUUAUAGUAAUCUUGUGGCGCAAUAUGGAGAAAGAAAACAAAGGCUUGCUAAAUUGGAAGCUCAAUUAAAAGAUGAAACGCUAUCAGAAUCGCAAAAACAAGAAAAACGUGCGCAACAUGCGCAAAAAGAAACAGAAUUUUUAAGAUUGAAACGUUCUAGACUUGGUGUUGAAGAUUUUGAAGCUCUUAAAGUAAUAGGACGCGGUGCAUUUGGAGAAGUUCGUUUAGUACAGAAAAAAGAUACAGGUCAUGUUUACGCAAUGAAAGUUCUUAGAAAAGCUGACAUGCUAGAAAAAGAACAAGUGGCCCAUGUUAGAGCAGAAAGAGACGUUUUAGUGGAGGCGGACCAUCAAUGGGUAGUAAAAAUGUAUUACAGCUUUCAGGAUCCGAUAAAUCUAUAUUUAAUUAUGGAAUUUUUGCCUGGUGGUGAUAUGAUGACGCUUUUGAUGAAGAAGGAUACCCUUUCUGAAGAAUGUACGCAAUUCUAUAUUGCAGAAACUGCGUUGGCAAUUGAUUCUAUACAUAAAUUAGGAUUUAUACAUCGUGAUAUCAAACCUGAUAAUUUAUUAUUGGAUGCUAGAGGACAUUUGAAGCUCUCUGAUUUUGGUUUAUGUACCGGUUUAAAGAAAUCUCAUCGUACAGACUUUUAUCGUGAUUUAUCUCAAGCUAAACCUUCAGAUUUUAUUGGAACAAGUGCAAGUCCAAUGGAUUCAAAACGACGAGCAGAAAGUUGGAAAAGAAAUAGACGGGCAUUAGCUUAUAGUACAGUGGGAACACCAGAUUACAUUGCUCCUGAAGUAUUUCUUCAAACUGGUUACGGUCCUGCAUGUGAUUGGUGGUCGUUAGGAGUUAUUAUGUAUGAAAUGUUGAUGGGAUAUCCACCAUUUUGUUCAGAUAAUCCACAAGAUACCUAUCGUAAAGUAAUGAACUGGCGUGAAACUUUAAUAUUCCCACCGGAAACUCCUAUAUCUGAAGAAGCAAGAGAUACUAUAGUAAGAUUUUGUUGCGAAUCGGAAAGAAGGCUUGGUUCACAACGUGGUUUGGACGAUUUAAAAAAUAUACAAUUUUUCCGAGGUGUUGAUUGGGAACAUAUUCGAGAAAGGCCUGCAGCUAUACCUGUUGAAGUCCGUUCCAUAGAUGAUACUUCAAAUUUUGACGAUUUUCCAGAUGUAUCAUUAGAAAUUCCUACUGCUCCUAUGCCUCAAGAUGGUGAAGUUCUUAAAGAUUGGGUAUUUAUUAAUUAUACAUUUAAAAGAUUUGAAGGUUUGACACAGCGGAGCACUCCAGUAAAAAAAUAAAAUUAAAAAAAGAAAAUUAAAUGUAACAAAAUGAACAAUAUUAUGGUAACAAAUACCUUUUAAAUAAAAUCUAAUUUUAGUAAACGCUAAAAAGAAAAUAAAAAAAAAAAGAAAAAAAAAUAAAACAAAUGCGCUAUGAAAGAAAUAAAAAAACAUAGAAAUUAAUUGCUAAUUAUUAAUGAUAAAAUUUAAUUGUUCUAGAUAAUUUUAUUUUAUUUGAAUUUAUAUUUUAUUUUUUUAAUUAUUAAACCUUAGUUAUUUCUUUUGUUUGACAAGAAAAAAAAGAAUGUUUUUUUUUGAAAGAAGAAAAUACAAAAAUAAAUUGCAAAUUAUGAUU